This is a messenger RNA of Parascedosporium putredinis, 1089 nucleotides long. NCBI's taxonomy places the organism in Eukaryota, Fungi, Ascomycota, Sordariomycetes, Microascales, Microascaceae. The record is from the annotation of a GenBank genome assembly.
AUGAGCUGCCGACUCCCUGAGGGCAAGGUGGCUGUCAAGAUCAUCUUGAAGAAGAAUGUCAAGGGUAAUGAGAGCAUGGUGUACGAUGAACUCGACCUUCUUCAGCGCCUCCAUCACAAGCAUAUCGUCAAAUUCGUAGACUGGUUUGAGUCUAGGGACAAGUACUAUAUCGUCACCGAGCUGGCCACUGGCGGCGAGCUUUUUGAUCGCAUCUGUGAGCAAGGAAAAUUCACGGAGAAGGAUGCUUCUCGAACUAUCGGACAGGUUCUUGGAGCUGUUGACUACCUCCAUAAGAACAACGUCGUACACCGAGAUCUCAAGCCCGAAAAUCUUCUCUACCGAACGAGGGAACCACAGUCCGACCUCGUGCUUGCCGAUUUUGGCAUCGCUAAGAUGCUAGACCGCAAAGAUGAAGUCCUCACCACCAUGGCAGGUUCGUUUGGCUACGCGGCGCCAGAAGUCAUGCUCAAGCAAGGCCACGGAAAGCCUGUGGACAUGUGGUCGAUGGGCGUCAUCACCUACACCCUUCUCUGCGGCUACUCACCCUUCCGGUCUGAGAAUCUUCAGGACCUCAUUGAGGAAUGCAUGAACUCCCAGGUCGUCUUCCACGAACGCUACUGGAAGGACGUCAGUCAGUCUGCUAAGGAUUUCAUCCUCACCCUUCUGCAACCGAAUCCCGAGAACCGCGCGACUAGCGAGGAGGCUCUUCGCCACCCCUGGCUUGUCGGAGACACCGCUACCGACCACAACCUGCUGCCCGAAAUUCGGUCUUACAUGGCCAAGGCCAAACUCCGACGCGAAGAAGACCCCGAGAACUCGGAUGUGCCCGACGACCCAAUGUUCUCGGCACAGGAGGCUACUGAGGGUGGCUCAGCUGGCCGCGAGAAGCGUUCGCUCUCCAAGACGCUCAAGGGUGCCAUUUUCCGCGAGGUUGUCUUGGCCAAGGUACGCGAGAUGAAGGACCAGGAAGAAACACGCAAGGUUCAAGAGCAAGCCACGCAGGAUGCGAGUCGCAGCUCUAGGCGUGCCGGAGCCGACAAUAUGCCUGCUCCGAUGACCCCGCGAUGGGGCUUUGCAGCUGGGCACUAA